GACGACGGCUGCAUGCCGUACCCGAUCAAGGCGUGUGACCAUCACAUCAACGGCACACUGGGUCCCUGCGACAAGAAGAUCCCGCCCACACCACGCUGUGUGCACAUGUGUCGCAAGGGUUACGACGUGCACUAUGACGAUGACAAGCACUACGGCAAGAGCGGUUACUCAGUGCCAUCGACGGAAGAGCAGAUCCAAGCUGAGAUCAUGACCAACGGUCCAGUGGAAGCAGACUUCACCGUCUACGCUGACUUCGUCCACUACAAAUCUGGCGUCUACCAGAGGCACACGGACGAGGCUCUAGGGGGCCACGCCAUCAGGCUGCUGGGAUGGGGCGUCGAGAAUGGCGUCCCCUAUUGGCUGGCUGCCAACUCGUGGAACACCGAGUGGGGAGACAAAGGCUUCUUCAAGAUUCUUCGCGGAUCAGACGAGUGUGGCAUCGAAGACGACGUGGUUGCCGGCCUUCCUAGAUACUGAGGUUCCUCACGCGCAUUCGCGUCAGCCAACGGGCACAGCUCGA
This is a messenger RNA of Rhipicephalus microplus (southern cattle tick), 520 nucleotides long. Its product is annotated as cathepsin B. The record is from RefSeq and is a predicted model, not a curated record. Lineage: Eukaryota; Metazoa; Arthropoda; Arachnida; Ixodida; Ixodidae. Gene Ontology annotation, molecular function: cysteine-type endopeptidase activity. Gene Ontology annotation, biological process: proteolysis; regulation of catalytic activity.